AAAAACCCUUGAAUGAGUAGGUGUGUCCAAACUUUUGACUGGUACUGUACAUAAACUGUUGCCAAAUCCAAUGAGUACAGUAUAAACCAACAGUCGUCAUACACAAAUAUGAGAUUACAUUACAUACUGUUUUUGGCAUGUUUCUCACACCUCUUCUUCCCUUAUAUUUUCCUCCGUGUUAGCGACCUUGGGUGGAGGGACCUGUGUGUACUGUUGUAGACAGAUAAGCCUUACCACUGAGCACACCCCAGCAUGCAUAAACAUGAUGGGCUGGCUGACUUUGAAGUGGUUAGGUUAAUCUUGCAUUAGUGUUGGAAGUUUUUCAUAUUGAGCUAAUAUCACACAUACCGUUAGACAAAAUGGACCUAGGGGAGAAAGAAAUUGCAGCGCUAAUUGCCAAAGUUAUUGCCGAAGCGUCCGACUCGGAUAACAACUGUGAGGUUCUGAUAGCUGGCAAGCAGUACCUGUCCAUCCAGGAGUUUGCCUCAGCCAUCCCCAACCACCUUCUGCUUGGGUCCCUGCUGGAACACCUGUGCUUUGUCUACGAGAGCGACCCUACCCGCUCACGUAUGCUGUUCAAAGUCAUUGGUCAGCGUUUAGCAGCGAUGAACCUCCUCUCCCCAUUGGCCAUCAGUGAUGAGUUCAGUUCAGUCAGACUCCAACACAACAGAGCCUUCAUUGAACUACUGGAUGCUGCCAGCACCUCCCUGUUCCCACAGGGUCAAAGAUUAUGUAAUACAGACAGCCAGAGCCGUACACUAAGACCAACAGAGGGUCUGUUCCAGGCACAGACAUCUCGCUACCUCAGCGAGUUUGAAGAGCUCUCUAGACUUGGAAAAGGAUCCUAUGGCAAAGUCUUUAAGGUAACAAACAAGCUGGAUGGCCAGAAGUAUGCUGUGAAGAAAAUUCUCAUCAAGAAUGUUUCACGGGAAGACUGCAUGAAGGUUCUGAGAGAAGUGAAAGUGUUAUCCAGUCUUCAGCACGUCAAUGUAGUGGGCUACCACACUGCCUGGAUGGAGCAUGUUGCACCUGCUUUUAUCAACCCUGCAUCAAUACUCCCAGCACUGGAAACGCCUGCGCUGCCAGAACGCACUGAGGAGAGUGCCGGCAGUAGCAACAGCUCCUCAAUAGUCUUUGAGAGCUCAGAUCACUCGAAGGAGCCAGUGGCCAUUGCAGAAGUACCAGAGAUCCUCCGAGUGAAAGCCCUGGCCCCUAAAGAGGAGAAGAGCACGCAGGCGGUGUGUCCUAAAACCAUGCGCCACACCCGUGUCUCAGAGAACUUUGUCCCCUGUGUGUUCCUGGGACGGCGUGGCCUGACACCCGACGGUUGCCCUGUGGUCAGCUGGGAUGGCUCGGCCCUGUCAGGGGAGGCCUCAGGAACCAGGAACAGGAUGGAGCUGAACAACAACUCCUACAUCGACGUGGGGAGCGAGGAAUGGGACACAAAAUGCCCCACCAAGGAGGUGCAGUUCCACCUCAUGCUGUAUAUUCAGAUGCAGUUGUGUGAACGUUCACUCAAAGACUGGAUCUCAGAGAGAACCACCGAACACAUCUCACAAAAUCCUUACGGGUCUGUGGACACGAAACAAACCCUUAGCAUUCUACAUAAAAUACUUGAAGGAGUGGAAUACAUUCACUCUAGAAGUAUCAUGCACAGAGACCUGAAGCCCAGGAAUAUUUUCCUGCAAGGACUUGACUGCCAUGUGAGGAUUGGAGACUUUGGACUGGCUUGCAGGGAUAUAAUAAUGGAUGACGAGGCAAAGCCAACCUCCACCUCACAGAACACUGGUUCCUCACACACCACUGGAGUGGGGACAUUUGUUUAUGCUGCACCUGAACAACUGGAGGGCUCCCACUAUGAUUCAAAGUCAGACAUGUACAGUAUAGGAGUGGUGGCCCUGGAGCUGUUCCAGCCCUUUGGGACAGAGAUGGAGCGCGUGCGUACACUAGGAGACCUCCGUGAGGGGAAGGUCCCAGACUCCUUCUCCCAGUGCUGGCCUGUCCUGGCCAAGUACAUCACACUGCUGACCAGCAGAGACCCCUCUCUACGACCCAGCGCCACACAGCUGCUGCAGAGCGAGCUGUUCAGCAGCAAAGACAUGGUUAUCCAUGGCUUGCAGAGAAGGGUUGAAGAGCAGGAAGAGGAGAUAGUUCGACUCAGGAGACAGAUCAGUCAGCUACAAACUCAGAGCACGCAACAAGCAUCCCAUCCAACCAACAAGACCUGACGUCAACCACCUCUGCCCAUCUUCAAACCUAAUAUAUUCAAACCCUUUACCUUACCACAUGAAUAAUUUGGUGCAAAUGGUUGAAUGUGUGUGUGGAUCUGACAGUGUGCCAUUAUUUAACGUUUUAAAACGGUACAAUAAAUCUUAUUUAAUAUACUCAU
This is a messenger RNA of Salvelinus namaycush (lake trout), 2389 nucleotides long. It is a transcript of the gene eif2ak1, whose product is annotated as eukaryotic translation initiation factor 2-alpha kinase 1. Gene Ontology annotation, biological process: protein phosphorylation. The coding region runs from base 360 to 2228 and encodes 622 amino acids. Gene Ontology annotation, molecular function: ATP binding; protein kinase activity. Lineage: Eukaryota; Metazoa; Chordata; Actinopteri; Salmoniformes; Salmonidae. The transcript has 15 exons. The record is from RefSeq and is a predicted model, not a curated record.